Molecule: messenger RNA, 1137 nt
Organism: Rhododendron vialii
Lineage: Eukaryota; Viridiplantae; Streptophyta; Magnoliopsida; Ericales; Ericaceae
Exons: 2
Coding region: 1-1137 (378 amino acids)
Source: RefSeq, a predicted model, not a curated record
AUGGAUUCAACAAUAAUGUUUCUUUGUAAGUAUGGGUUGCAGAUUCUUCCGGUGAGGUUAUCGGGUGGUGGUAGGUUGAAGGAUGUCUUAAGCAAUAUUCGUAAUAGGUGGGAAAAUCUGUCUGUUGGUGGGUUUUCUGUUUCAUAUGCUUAUGAGGAUGGAUAUUGUGCUCUUCAUAAUAAAUCUGAUUUUGAGAACAUGCUUUUCUUGUUUAGUAAUUGUGAUCGCAUAAACGCGAAGGUUGAUGAGAAUAAACAUAGUAGCAGGUUAAUUGUUGGUAGUACUAUUAAUGAAGUGGGUGAUGUUGAUGAAGUGGUUGAUGAUGAGUUAGAAUAUGUGGAUAGAAUGGACCCCGCGGAAAAGUAUUGUAAACAUGCUGAGCCUAGGUAUUUGACUGAAGCUUGGGCUCAUUUGAUAGAGGGUGUUGGACAGGAAUUUCCAUUAGGUGUGAAGGAGUUCAGGCAGGAUCUGGCUAAAUAUGCGAUUGAGAAUGGCUUUAUGUACCGUUUGGUGAAAAAUGGCAAUAUUAGGGUGACAGCUGUUUGUGUUAUUGUAGGGUGUGGAUGGUACGUGCAUGCUAUUUUAAAUAGAACCAAUGGAGUAUUUCAUAUUACAAAGUGUCAUAAUGAGCAUAAUUGUGGUUCAACGUACCGAACCAAUAAGCAUAAGCGUGUGUCAUCCCGUUUGGUUGCGAAUGAGAUAGCUGGGAUUGUCGAGAAGAAACCCAAGACUUCACCUAUCGACAUGAUGGAUAUGUUUACGGACAAGUAUGGUCUUGAUCUGUGCUAUCAUAGUGCUUGGUUAGGUGUUGAAAAGGCAAGGGGGGGAUUAUAUGGAGAUUAUGAAGGUUCAUUCGAUAGGCUUCGGUGGUACGUUGAAGCUGCAAGGGCUACGAAUCCAGGGAGCGUUUUGAGGCUUGAAUCUGAUCCUGUAACAAAGGAGUUUUCGCGACUGUUUGUGUCGUUUGAUGCUUGUAUCAAGGGGUUCAACUACUGUCGGCCUUUUUUGUGUCUGGAUGCGACCCAUCUGAAAGGUAGAUUCAAAGGAACACUCCUUGCCGCAACAGGGAAAGAUGCAAAUCAAUGUCUAUUUCCCGUAGCUUAUGCAAUUUGUGAUGCUGAAAAUGAAGCUAAUUAG